Ochotona curzoniae (black-lipped pika) is the source of this 1384-nucleotide messenger RNA. RefSeq names its product ring finger protein 133 (gene RNF133). The transcript has a single exon. The record is from RefSeq and is a predicted model, not a curated record. Bases 198 to 1298 code for a protein of 366 amino acids. NCBI's taxonomy places the organism in Eukaryota, Metazoa, Chordata, Mammalia, Lagomorpha, Ochotonidae.
AAGUUUUUCUCUCUAAUAAAACAUCUGCAACUCAUAAGACUGCUCAAAGAAUUUCUUUAAAAAAACAUGCUGGAAGAUAGUGGAUCUUGUCUUUACUCAGAAGGCUUUUUUCUCUUUGUAUUAAAUUGAUUGUCAACAGAUGUGGAGGCUGCAUCUUUUUGCUGAGUUGGUGCUCACAUCUCUAGGUGGAGCGAGAGAUGAAGCUACUCAAGGAUGGGACUUGGAGAAACAACAUCGUGUCUCCCUGGCUUCUGAAAUUCACUUUUCUCUGUCUGUUUAGUCAGUACUCUUGCCGAGCAAGUGCUGUGUGGACUGCCUACAUGAACAUAUCAUUUCAUGUUGGGAACCGCAUGUUGUCAGAGCUGGGGGAGACUGGAGUGUUUGGAAGAAGCUCCACUCUGAAGAAAGUGUCAGGAGUUAUAGUGGCACCAGAGGGAAAAUCACAAAAUGCAUGUAAUCCUGGGACGAAUUUCAGCAGAGCAAAGAACUCCGAGACAUGGCUGGCACUCAUUGAACGAGGAGGUUGUACUUUCACACAGAAAAUCAAGGUGGCCACUGACAAGGGAGCCAGUGGCGUGAUCAUCUAUAACUUCCCAGGAACUGGCAAUCAGGUGUUCCCCAUGACUCAUCAGGCAUUUGACAACGUCGUUGUAGUUAUGAUCGGUAACUUAAAAGGUAUGGAAAUCUUGCAUUUAAUCCGGAAGGGAGUUUACGUUACCAUUGUGGUUGAGGUGGGGAGAAAACACAUCAUCUGGAUGAAUCACUAUUUUGUCUCUUUUAUGAUCGUCACAUCUGCUGCCUUAGCAUAUUUCAUGUUUUAUCAUAUUCGAAGACUGUGGGUAGCAAGGAUUCAGAAUAGAAGAUGGCAGCGAUUAACAACAGAUCUCAAGAGAGCAUUUGGACAGCUUCAGCUUAAAGUGUUAAAAGAGGGAGAUGAGGAAAUAAGUCCAAAUGGAGACAGCUGUGUAGUUUGCUUUGAACUGUAUAAGCCUAAUGAUACAAUUCGCAUUCUGACUUGUAAACACUUUUUCCACAAGAACUGCAUUGACCCCUGGAUUCUAACCCAUGGGACAUGUCCCAUGUGCAAGUGUGACAUUCUGAAAGCUUUGGGGAUUCAAGUGGAUAUUGAAGAUGGAACCGAACCUUUGCAAAUCCUGAUGUCCUGCGAACUGCCUGAAAUCCUGUCUUCUAGAGAGGAGGAGGCAGAUAAUGAACUUCCUCCUGCAAGAAUGUCCGAUAAAGUGACCCCUGCGGAGGAGCACCCUACUUCUCAGAAUGAUGACCAGCAGCCCAUUUAGUUGUGGAGAGCGUUCAUCCUUCAACCUUAACAGCUUGACCUUUGAGGAAGUAAAUUAAACCUGUUUGUCAACUAGGUGCCAAUGCU